This is a messenger RNA of Microthlaspi erraticum, 498 nucleotides long. NCBI's taxonomy places the organism in Eukaryota, Viridiplantae, Streptophyta, Magnoliopsida, Brassicales, Brassicaceae. The record is from the annotation of a GenBank genome assembly.
AUGUUCCAACAACCUUCUUCUAUCCCAGUUCAGCCACAAUACCUGCAGAAGGUAGGCAACGCUAAAAGACUUGAAGCCAUCCCUGAUAAGAAGAUAGUUCAAGGAAACAACACAGUUGUAAUCACGGUUCUUAAUCAGUGGAAAGAACAUCCUCCAGACCAAGAUAUCAUGAGGCAUCCUCCAGAUCAGUUUUACUCAAGCUUUAGCAAACACUUAUAUACAUUGGUAUCACUUUUUCAAUUUUCUAAGUUUGCUUCUGUUUCUUCCCCAAAAGGGAGCAGUGAGAAGACUUUUGGUCUUAACAAGAUAUUGUUGCUUGGAGAUCAAGUUUCUUCUCCACCUUACAGAAAGAAAAGGAAAAUGGGACAUCCGCAAGAGACUUCUGGUGCUAAGUCAUGUCCACAUCUAAUAACCGUGCUUUCUCUUGAUUUAUUGCACAAAGGACUGAAGGAUAUCCAACUCAACAAUACUAAUGAAGAGCUGGUGUUGAAUGCUUGA